Messenger RNA from Cucurbita pepo subsp. pepo (vegetable marrow), 1230 nucleotides. Its product is annotated as BRI1 kinase inhibitor 1. The record is from RefSeq and is a predicted model, not a curated record. Gene Ontology annotation, cellular component: plasma membrane. Gene Ontology annotation, molecular function: kinase inhibitor activity. NCBI's taxonomy places the organism in Eukaryota, Viridiplantae, Streptophyta, Magnoliopsida, Cucurbitales, Cucurbitaceae.
AUAUUCUUAUCCUUUCCUGAAGGCAUGGUGGUGUCCUUAAGACUGAAGUAUUGAAUUGGGAUUUUCAGAUUCAGAAUCAGCAGACCAAUUGAUCUGUCAGCAGAACCUCUCUGUGUUUGUUAUGGACAUCCAUCAGCAUCAGAAGAUCCAAGAAAGGGGUGUGGAGAACAAUAGCAGAAGGUUUGAAGAUGGCAGCUUAAAUCUUGAAGAAGGCAAAGAUAGGCAAUUGGAGAAGCAACAAUUGCCAGCUUCUUCUUCUCCUCCUUCAUCAUCUCCUUCUCAUGAAUUUUCCUUCUCAGUUUCUCUUCAAACUUCCUCCACUGACAAAGCCAAAGCCCCACCUUCCUUCACCAUUGAUUUGUCUCCAGCAGAUGACAUCUUUUUCCAUGGCCAUUUGCUUCCUCUUCACCUCCUCUCUCAUCUCCCAGUCCCUCCCCGCUGCUCAACCAACUCCAUUGAAAGUUAUACCCUUCCCAUUAGAGACCUGCUAAGUGACAAGGAGCCCAAGAAAGAGAGCAGCGACUUCAUCAAUUGCAACAGCGAUGAACACUACCAAAACAACAGGAGUGAUACAAGAGAAAAAGCCAAGUCCAAGUCUUUUUCCUUGCUUGGUUUAAGGUGGAGAAAGGGGUAUGAAGAUGAAGAGCAAGAAAAUAAAGUGAAACAGCUCAAAAGGAAGUUCGGGUUCAAUUUCAGCCAUGUACUGAAGAGAUAUGCGAGAAUAAUGAGGCCAUUUUUACACUUCAGAGGGAGAAGAGAUGAUAUGCAACCCCACAGACAGUCUUAUUCAUUUUCAGGUAAUUUAAGUUUGAGAAAGAAGCCAGAAUUGAGAGGAAGAAGAGGCGAGUUCUCAGCCCCAGUUUCCAUGAGAACGUCUCCAACAAAUAGUGGUGUCCUCCUUACAACAACAACACAUCCUCCGUCCAAUAACGACAGCACAAUGGAGGAGUUGCAGGCAGCAAUCCAAGCAGCAAUAGCUCACUGCAAGAAUUCCAUAUUGAAAGAGGAGAGACUCAAAUGUUAAGAGCGUAUACAACAAAGGACACAUAUUGUUCAUAUUCUAUUUCUUUAUUAAAAAUUAUUCAGCAUAUUCUCUUUUUCUGCAUUAAUGUGCGUGGUAUGUACGUGUAAAUAGACAAAAAGAGGUACCAAUUCAGUCCAGAAGGUCCGGUUUGAAAUAUAUAUAUUACGUUUGUGCUCCGGCCCUUUCAAUGUUUUAUUUGCUUAAAA